ACAGAGGCAGAGGAAAAGAAGAAAAAGAGAGUUUAGCAAUCGAAAUUCCACUGAGAAAAAUCCAUCAGCAGUUGUAGAAGAAAGCAGCCGAGGGUAAAAGAAAAGAAAAAAUAAAAAAAGGAUAACUGACGUGAAAAAACACAUGCCAUAUUAGGAGACAGUGAGGGGGAGGUGGUUUUAGCCAAAAACUGCUGAUUCCCAUGCAGACGCGUCUUUAUAUUCACCCCCACCAACUCCUCAACUUAACAAAAGGCUUUCUUUUUCUCUGUCUCUCACUUUCUUUUCUCUUUUUCUCUGUCUUUUCUCUGCAAUUCCAUGCUAAUUUUUCAGCACUGAUGAUGGAGAAACUGCAAUAGUGGGGUUCAAAUAAAAGAAAAAAAGAUAAACCCAGUAAAGAAAGAUAGAGUGAGAAAAAAACUGAUCAACCCACAGUUCAGAAUUCACUAAUCUUGUUUUGUUUUCUUGUUGGGUUUUUCUUUUCUUUUAUUGUAGUCCUCGUUAGGUAUCAUAAAUUUUGUAUUGUUUUUUCUUUUCUUUCUUUUUGGGGGGUUGUGUGAAAGGGUUUUGUCUACAUCUAUUGAAUCUUUUUAGUAUGAUAUAGAAAAAACCAAUUUCUUUUUUGAAUUUUGGACUGCAUUGAGAGGAGAUAAAAGAAAGUGGAAGGUAGAAAAAAAGAAAAGGAAGAAGCAAAAGCAAAGCCAAAAAAGAAAGCUUUAUUACAUUAUAGGAAACAAAAAUACAAAACCUUCUUUCCUUUGAUUCAUUGCACGUCUGGUCUCUUUGAUGAUGACCCGUGAGGGUCUCUAUGCAUGUCUGUUCUGAAGUCUCUCCAGAUAGAUUCUCACUGAGAAAUUGAGGUAGCAAUAGCCGAGAAAUAAGGGAGAUUAAAGUGAAAUCUUUCUUCUUCUUUAUUGAUUUUUUUUGUCAUGGGUUUGUAGUUAACUGUUCAGAAAUGGAGGCCACAGAGUUGUAGCAGAGACAAGGAGAGGUGUUCCAUGGGGCCUUCGGUUUUGUUUUCUGGUUUCUGGGUUUUGUAAAGAUGGUGGUUUCGACUCUGUUGAUAUUGCCCUUGUUUUCCUCAUUCGCAUAUAUUAACCUCAAAAGAGGAGAAACAGAAAAUUCCUUUUUUUUCUUACCUUUGAAGCUUAAAGUUGCCUUGAAAGGUUAAUUCUUUCAAUCAGCAACAGCUUCUUGGUAAAAUCCCAAUAUUUUCAGGGCAAGAAUAAUACUGCCAAAUUUUCAAUUGAUGCCCUAAAAGAGAUCAAGAGCGAGAAUCAGCAAGCAAAGUUUUAGAUUUUAAUAAUGGCAGACUGUGGCGCUACUCCUCCAAGUCCCACAGACAACAAGCAACAAAAGAAGCCCACCUCAUUUCCUAGGUUGUUCACUGGUUUUACUUUAAAAGCCUUUUCUGAUAAUACUGAGGCUGUUAUGAGCCCAACGUCUAUACUUGAUAGCAAACCCUUUUCAGCUUUCAGAAACCCAUUUUGGUCUGAAUCAAGCAUCCCCAAAACCCCAGAACCUGAAACUAGACACAAACUUGACACUAAAGGGGUUGGUCUUGCCAUUGUUGAUGCUCUCAAAGAUGAUGAUUCUGAUUCCAACUUGUCAAAAUCUGUCCUGUUUGGUUCACAACUAAGGAUCCAAAUUCCAUCUCUGCCCCCUGUUUUUUCUCCAGCAGAAUCUCCUAGAACACCUCCUGAGUUUGGUAUCAAGACAAGGAAUUCUCAAUUGAGUUCAUUUUCAUCUGGCAUGUCUCCUUCUCCAGUGAGGAAAAGCAUUGAGACCUUGAAUUCUCCUGGGGUCUUCGCUGGGAGUCUCUCAGCUACUGAGAUGGAACUCUCAGAAGAUUACACUCGUGUAAUAUCUCAUGGGCCUAAUCCAAGAACCACCCAUAUUUUUGAUAAUUGCAUUGUUGAGAGCUGUUGUGGGGCUGUUGGGUUCUCUUCUUUGAAGAGGGAGAAUGGAUUUUUGGCUGAUAGAUCUAGUUACCAAUCGGAGAGUUUUCUCAGCUUCUGUUACACUUGCAAGAAGAAUCUUGGACAGGGAAAAGACAUUUACAUGUACAGAGGGGAGAAAGCAUUUUGCAGCAGAGAAUGCAGGUACCAAGAGAUGAUGCUAGAGGAAGGGAUAGAUGAACUAGAAUCUGAUGAUAUCUUUGGGACUUGUUCUUGACGUUUGUUUUGAUCUUCAUCAGUCUUUUUUCUUUCCCUCCAAGAGCCAGCCAAGAAAAUGUAAACCAACUCCACUACCUUGUUCACAGACCAUCAUAAAAGUAUUGGUGGAAAUAAAAAAAAAAAAAACCAAGUACUGGAUUAUAUAUAUCUUUUAAGCAUUUUAAGCUGCUUAGAUGUUUGAAAUUGAACCUUGGUUUACUCCUUACAUCUCUCUCGUCGGGUGGAGGGAUGGAGCAAAAGGCUCUGAUAUUUGUAGAAUUCAUUUUCUUGCAAGUGAUAAUUGGGUGAUUACUGUUGGGUUUUUGUCCACGGUUUUUGGUUUUCAAAGUUGGUGGCAAAUGGCAAUGAUGAUCAUUCUGAUUUGUGACUUAAA
Molecule: messenger RNA, 2547 nt
Organism: Theobroma umbraticum
Lineage: Eukaryota; Viridiplantae; Streptophyta; Magnoliopsida; Malvales; Malvaceae
Product: NAD(P)H-quinone oxidoreductase subunit, putative (DUF581)
Source: RefSeq, a predicted model, not a curated record